AGCUUACAUGGAUAAAUCAAUUUAACUAAACUAAUCUGUGAUUUACAGUUAAAUUAAAAGUUUUAAGUUGAUAAAUCAUAAAUUCAAUAUAUUUUUCAUAUGGAAGGGAAGGUAAAUAAACAUCUUGCUUACAGGCUGGAUAGGCAAGACAAGCGGUAAAACAAUCAAAAUGGCUUAAAAUUAAAUACACGAUCGUUGAUCAGAAGUUAAAUUCCAGGGCAUUUUCAACUUAUUCGCAAUGGACAGUGAGUUACGGAAACAGCUGGGACUUAGAAAAUCUUUACAAAUCCUUGAACAAAGUGCAAGCCCAGGGUAUCGUUCUGCAUCUCCUUUGAAAAAAGAGGCUGGUACACCAAUGCCAUUUCUACCAAAGAGCAGACUCAAAGAAAGUUUAUUUGAUGAUGAACCAUCAACAUUUCUAAGAAACACUUCUUUAAAUGAUUCUGCUAAACCACUUUACAAUGACAGUCCAAGUAGCUUUGGGAAGUCUUUCAAUGUAACUUCACAUCCCAAUCAAAGUUUUAACAGUAAGAAUGCAUCCUUUGCAAUGGAAAAAGAUGCUGGCAUUGAAGGUUGUACUGAUAUGUUUUCAGAUUUCAUGCAACUUUAUUGCAACCAUCCUCAUUCAGCAGAUGUGUUUGAACUCAUUGAACAGUAUGAGGAGAUUUGUCGAAAAAAUAUUAAAACUCUAGUAUCAUAUAUACACAAGAAUGAUCCUACAAGAAAAAGAUUAAAGAAAGCAGUUAAUUUGUUGAACCAAUUGUACCAAGAGUGUUAUACAUGGCGCCUGCUUGGCUCCCUCUUCAGGGAUCGAAUAUUGUCAGAAAGCAUGGGAGUGGAAAUGGAGUUAGAAGAAGCAUCUAUAGAUUCUGCGAAAAGUGAGAAGUUAAUUGUAGAACGGUUGUUUGAACACGAAGCAUCAACAAGGCAAUGCCAAAUUAUUGUUGACUGGCUGGAAAGAAACAUGCAAGACAAGUUAGAAGACCUUCUUGCAACAGAUAAUCUACAGUUUCAUUCUGAUUCUAUAUAUUGGGAACACACGGUUCAUGACCUAUCACAAAUAAAAAUGAGAAGCAGAGACCCUUCACUUGCCAGUAAUCUUAUCACUGAAGUGGACCCGGAUGCUCCCAUGCGACAGCAGCGAAAACUGUCAACAUUAGAUCAGCAAGAUGAAGAACAGCUGCUGCUCUACAUGUUUCGUUAUAUUCGCGCGGGAAAGUUGGAAGAGGCACAAAAUCUCUGUUGUGAGCAAGGUCACUUUUGGAGAGCUGCAAGUUUGGAUGGCUGGAGAUUAUGGCAUGAUCCGAAUUAUUUUACAACUGAAUCAGAUGAAGAUAUUUUACCUGCAGAAGGGAAUCCUGACCGAGACCUAUGGAAGAUCAAUUGUUGGGCUCUGUCUAAGGAGAAGUCGUAUAACAUGUAUGAAAAAGCCAUGUAUGCUGCACUCAGUGGCAAUCUCGAGCAGCUUCUACCAGCGUGUAACUCUUGGGAGGACUGUGUGUGGGCGUACUUCAAAGUACUUGUAGAUGUGAAUGUCGAACAGGAAAUACGCAAUCAUCCUCGCACAAGCCGAAGUUUAGUGAAACUCCCAGAAAAGUACUGGGAACAAGUACAAACAAACGAAUUAACGCCACAAGGUAUAAUAAAGCAAAUUAAAGCUCACCCUAAUAUGGACAUUCGAAAACAAUGCGGAGAAUCAUACAGAAUAUUUCAAACGAACAUAAUCUUGAAUGAAAUUGACGAUUUGUUAUUGGAGUUAAAAAAAUACCUAUCUAUCAAUAAUGCACAUUUAACAAGAUGUAUGGCACAUCUUGUCUUGUUCUUGCAAGCUGUUGGAAUUCAAACUCAGGAAGAAAUAUGCGUGGAAGUUUUGCGGCGAUACGUAGAGAUUCUUAUAGAAGACAAACACAACUCUCUUGUUGCUGUUUAUACGGCUCGUUUACCGGCAGAAAUGCAAGUUGAUGUUUACGCUCGAUUCUUGGAAGGCAUCGAGGACACGGAGGCUAGAGAAAUGUACCUGGAACUAGCCGAAGAAGCAGGACUUGAACUAAAACAUAUCACAAAACAAAUUGUAGAGAAUAUUCGUUCACAUGAUUUUGAAGAUCAAAAGAAAAACACAGAGAGCGACAACAAAAAGAUUAACUCAAUCGAUUGGUUAGUUUUUGAUCCAUCUCAACGAGCUGAAGCGAUCAAGCAAGCAAACGCCAUAAUGAGAGGGUUUUUAGCUGAAAGAAAACAUGAGGAAGCGCUGGCGGUGUUUAAUAAAAUACCGACUGAUUCUAUUGACGUCAUUCAUAAACAAUGGAGAAUGAGGGCUGGUGAAAAAGUGCUUCCUGCUGAGGUGGAUGAUGGGAUUCGUGAAUAUCUUUGCAUCAAAGCGUACCUUCAUGCGCAUGAUUCUUUUAAUGCAUGGUUUGAUCAUUUUUACCACCAAGCCCCAGUCGAACCUAAAAAGGCCACACAUCAAACGUUUAAAGAUCAGAUUGUGUAUGAAGAAAGUUCCAAAGAAUAUCAGGCUGAUUUUGAAAGAUGGCAUAAAACUUUGUCUUCCCAUGUUAAAUCAACUUCAGAUUGCAUAUACAAUGUAUUAUUAUUUCCUGGUGGCUGGAUGGUCGACAAGAGACAGGAUGGUAAAACUGGCGAAAAUACGCGUGGUCAGCAGUUACAUUCUUUACGUCAACUAUGCAUCCCUUAUUUAACAUUCCUUUUGCAUUCUGUUCUUCAAAAUAAUAUGCAAUAUAGAGACUGUCUUGAACUUGCGACAGUUAUUCAAUCAAAACGACAUAAUUUGUAUCAGGUCUUUCAGAAGCAAGAGCUUCAAAGAUUUUUGCACCUAAUGCGCGAGUCAUCUAUCGGAUUGUUGGAUGAAGGAUGUGAUGCAUUUGGAUAUGACCGAUCGAACUCGAAAUAAAAGAAGAAAACGAAAAAAAAACGCAGCAGAGAAGCAUGUCAAUUCAGUUAGUGAACAUUUUUUAAAAUGAUGACAAAAUCAACAGCACCAUGCAGGCUAAGAAACAUUGCUGGAGUCCGUUUCAAAUCCGGCAAAGUGAAGUUGAUAUUUCUAAAACUGAUGUUAAAUUUUGUAUCGUUGUCUUUUUACGGUGAAAUAAUAUCAAUCAUGCAGAAAA
This is a messenger RNA of Hydractinia symbiolongicarpus, 3128 nucleotides long. Its product is annotated as nuclear pore complex protein Nup107-like. Lineage: Eukaryota; Metazoa; Cnidaria; Hydrozoa; Anthoathecata; Hydractiniidae. Gene Ontology annotation, biological process: mRNA export from nucleus; post-transcriptional tethering of RNA polymerase II gene DNA at nuclear periphery; regulation of DNA-templated transcription. The record is from RefSeq and is a predicted model, not a curated record. The coding region runs from base 239 to 2911 and encodes 890 amino acids. Gene Ontology annotation, molecular function: structural constituent of nuclear pore. The transcript is spliced from 38 exons. Gene Ontology annotation, cellular component: nuclear pore outer ring; nuclear pore.